Messenger RNA from Macrosteles quadrilineatus (aster leafhopper), 2851 nucleotides. RefSeq lists its product as uncharacterized. The transcript is spliced from 2 exons. Gene Ontology annotation, biological process: regulation of lipid biosynthetic process. Lineage: Eukaryota; Metazoa; Arthropoda; Insecta; Hemiptera; Cicadellidae. The coding region runs from base 90 to 776 and encodes 228 amino acids. The record is from RefSeq and is a predicted model, not a curated record. Gene Ontology annotation, cellular component: cytosol.
UGCAGCUCAGCUGUUGUCUGAGAGUGAUCUGUGCGCUUGCGGUGUUGUGUUUUAGUCGAUUUUCUCGUAGAGCAUAUCGUUUUCGUGGUAUGUUGACACGCGAAUUUUCAAACAAUAGCCUAAGUGAAACUCCUAUCCACAAGAAAAUGGAUUCAAACAGAAAUCAUCUCCGCAGAAUUGCCAGUCACAAAGACACUGAGUUCUCCAACCAAAGCGUCAUGAAGGCGAUAGAAACAUUUGUCGAGGCCGUGCAAGAAAUGGACCAAACCAUUCUGGUGCCUUCUCGUCUGAUGGACAUGCAGGUCGGAGACGGAAGCGACGUUUGCAAACUUCAGGUGGCUCGGAGAAGCGACUGUGAGCCCGUCGACAAGACAAAUCUGCACAGCCUGUACAACUUGGUCAACUGUGUGAAGAAAGAGCUGCUGUGGAGUUCUACGGAGUCGCGGCAAGACGAGGAGGCCAGAGAGGCUCUGAGAGUGCAGCCGUACACGGUGACUCCCUCACACAAGGGUCACAUUCGCCGGCCGUCCACUGCUAGCAUGGCCUCCACCAACUCUACAGCCUCCACACUGAGCGACACCGACUCUGAGGCCGGUCUGGAGAACGACUCCGGAGUGGAAGGCGAGACGGAGUCCACCAAACCAACCUACACCCAGACGGUCGAGGACAGCUUCAGACGACACCUUUACGGACUGCAGCGUUGUCUAGAACAGAUGACCGAGGCCGCAGGCUACCUGACGAAGCGGUACCAGAAUGAGCUCGAUGGCACGGUUUGAUAGUGUUUUGUGAUGUGACUAUAUUUAUGGGUUGCGCUGCUGAAGGGAAAUAGAGGUUGCCAGUCUGCGAUUGCUCAUCAAAAUGUAGCCGAAUGGUGUUCUCGACCCCUUCGAGUUAAUCAUGAAUGAUUUUGUUUGGUAGCGCGGUUGAAAAUGCAGUUGUUAUGCUGAAAAGUAAGUAAGAAACGUAUGUUGGAUUGUGUGCCUUGUUAAAAGUUGACCAAACUGUUUAGUUUUUACUUUUAACAUUGCACACUUAACUAGGUAUUUUUAAAAUUCUUCAAUAUAACUUGGACACAAAACUUUAUUUUCAAACCGUCUAAGGAAUUUCACUUGUUUUUUUACCCUAGACAAUUUUAUUUGCAAUGCUCAGUGCAAUGUUAUUGCUGCUGUUGAACAAGUAUUGUUGAUAGUUAAAAUUUAAAGUUUAAAUCAAUAGUUAUUUCAGUGUUAAAGAUAGGUUGUUUUACGAUCCUCUUGGGAUGUAUGAAUGGUAGUACUACUUAUUUUUCAGCACUUAUUUGUAAUGAGUACUGUAGAUUACUUUUAAUGUGAUACCUCUACAUUUUGUAGAACAAUCUAUUUAUUUUUCUUGAACUCAAAGAGUUAGUUUGUGAGCAAGAAAAUACUGUUGUAAUACUUAAAUUAUUACUUAGUUUAGGGAGACAUACACUCAGAAGUCUUUUUAGACCCACAGACCUAAGGUCUAGCAACAUUUCUGUCAUUUUAUUUUCAGCUUAUACAAGUCCUAGUCAUAGAUUACAUUUCAGUUUUAUACUGUUCUUUUAUACAGACAAUUUUUAUGAAUUAGUUAAGCAACUUAAUUUAUUUAUAUAAAAGAUGUCAAAAGUAUAUUAUAAACCAGACAUGUAUCAAGGUACAAAUUUUAAAAUUUUCAAACCGAUGUGUGAUAGAAAAAUUACCUUAAAUUUUUGUAAUAAAGAGAAUUGUAAAUACAAUACUGUAUAUAUUAUUUUAUAUUAUAGUAAUUAAUUUAAAGAAAAAAAUCAAAAACGACAAAAAUAUACCAGCAGGUUACUCCAGAGUUUUUGAGACAAAUGUUUAAACAUUCCGGAUUUUUCCUACUUUAAGUUCCUUUUAACUUAUUUUGAUUUUAUUUUUGUGUUUUUAAUAUUUGUCAAUUUUUAUGCUAUGAUUCAGUAGAAUAUUUGAGCAGUUUUGUUUUUACAGAAAGUGUUAGGCUAAGUAAUUAGGCCUAAUUAUAAAAUGAUCAUAUAAAUCAAUGUGCCAAAAUACCAAAUUUUCAUUGGAAAUUUUUGAAACGUAUUAUUUCAAAGAAAUAAAUACACUAUUCCAUCUGCUAUAUAAAAUUUAUUUUACUGUAAUUUUUGACGUUAAGCCAUAGGUAUCCUAAAAACUGUUUAUUCAAGGGUCAAGUGUUAUGUUGAAGGUUUUAAUUUAAUGUGAUUUAUUACAUUAUGUCUUUCCUUGGUGCAAUGUGUUCUCAAACAGCUGGCUAUUUUAAAAUCGAGUUUAAGCAUAGCCUCCUCUAAUACAGGGCCGCGGCCAUGGUAAUAAAAUAAAUGACACAAGUGUAAACAUAAACAUUGCCCAUAUGUUUCAUAAUAAAGUAAUGCAACAGCUGUUUUGGUUUGACGGGACAAUGCUGUUGCCACUUUUGUCUCGCCACGACCUUGUAUUAGAGGAGAUUAUGGUUUAAGUAAUGAACUGUGAUAUGUUGGGACUUGGAUUAGACUAAUUUUCUAAAGUGUAAACUUACCACUUAUAAAGAGGCUUGGAGUACCAAGAUGCUAUAAAAUGUUGUUGGGUUUUCUGAAGUAUAUUUUAUCGUAAUAUUUUGUUUAAUGUGACAUUAUAUCUCAUUUUAUGUGGUUUUGUUACAUGUCAUUUGUGGUCAGAUUAAUUUAACAUUUUUCAUCUCAUUUGAUCUGAGUUUCUAGUAUUACACGUUUUAAACAAGAUUACUUAUAAAAUCUGAAAAAUUAUAAACCAGUUUUAUUGUACAUAAAAUUUGUUUCUUGUAUAACUUGUCUGAUAUUGUAAUACAUCUGUGGCAUGAAGAAGAGAUAAAUAAAAAUAUUAUAUAUCAAAUA